AUCGGCACUCCGAGCAUGGGAAGGUAGCAGACCGGACUGGAUUGUCGGCACCAGGAGCUGUCAAACAGCGGUCUGCCCACAUCAAUACUAACCUCCCGCCUUGACGGAGCCAUGCUGAUUAACCUAUAUACAGAAUCGCCUCCAAAUGACUCUUCACUUACAGUGUAUGGUGCUUGAAACUGCAGUCUCGCCGGGGCAUGCCACUACGAUACUUCUGCGGGACACCAUUCGUUACGCUGACCGACUUUUCCCUGGCUGCAGUUAUGUCAAGUCGAACAAAGCUGGACUUUUCCGAAGUGGAAACUUUCCUAGAUAAUCAUCCGGAUCUUUUCGAAGACUACUUGCUGAGGAAGGGGAAGUACAGCACAGUGGAGAAAUGGCUCAAGCAGCAUCAUCUGAGCAAGAGCGCACUAAUUUCCAGCACCGAGGAGAAGAACGCCCCGGCUAAAGAAUGCUGGGCGACCAAGGCUGACGGACUGCAGUGCAGACCUUCUCAGAGGGAGCUGAGAAAAAGUUUUGCCAGAUCCAAGGCAUUGACUGCUAACAGGACUUAUGACGAGCAUGUAAACUCGAGAGACAAGGAACCCCUCUCCAGCAUGAGGCGGCGAGCUCUGCUUAGGAAAGCUAGUUCGUUACCCCCCACUACUGCUCACAUCCUGAGCGCCUUACUAGAAUCUCGGGUCAACAUACCCCAGUAUGCAUCUACGGCCAUCGACUACAAAUACGAGCUCAGGGAUAGCAAUGAGCGGGAAUUCUUCCUAGAAUUAGUAAAAGACAUAUCCAAUGAUCUGGACCUGACCAGCCUAAGUUACAAAAUCCUCAUAUUUGUCUGCAUCUUGGUUGAUGCCGACCGGUGUUCCUUGUUCCUGGUAGAAGGAACUUCGAACAAAAAGACCCUAGUUUCCAAGUUCUUUGACGUACACGCAGGGACCACGGUGCUGCCUUCGUGCAGCAUGGAGAACUCCAACGAAGUGCAGGUGCCAUGGGGGAAAGGGAUCAUUGGCUACGUGGCCGAACACGGCGAGACGGUCAAUAUCCCCGAUGCCUACCAGGACCGUCGUUUUCGAGAUGAGAUUGAUAAAUUGACGGGAUACAAGACAAAAUCCCUGCUUUGCAUGCCGAUUCAAAACAGCGAUGGUGAGAUCAUCGGUGUUGCCCAAGCCAUAAAUAAAAAUCCUGGAGGAGCUCCCUUCAGUGAGGACGAUGAAAAGGUGCUGGGGAUGUACCUCCCAUUCUGUGGCAUUGCAAUUUCAAAUGCUCAACUGUUUGCUGCCUCAAGAAAGGAGUAUGAUAGAAGCCGGGCUCUGCUGGAGGUAGUCAAUGACCUGUUUGAAGAACAAACAGAUUUGGAAAAAAUUGUCAGGAAAAUAAUGCAUCGAGCACAGACACUGCUGCAGUGUGAACGAUGUUCUGUGUUGCUCCUCGAAGACAUUGAAUCACCGGUGGUAAAGUUUACAAAAUCGUUUGAGCUCCUGUCUCCCAAAUGCAGUGCAGAUGCUGAAAGCAGCUUAAAAGACAGCAUAGAAAAAUCAUCAUAUUCAGAUUGGCUGAUUAACAACAGCAUUGCUGAGCUUGUAGCAUCUACAGGUCUCCCGGUGAAUAUAAGCGAUGCGUAUCAAGAUCCCCGCUUCGAUGCUGAAGCUGAUCAGAUUUCUGGUUUCCAUACCCGUUCGGUCCUUUGUGUACCAAUAUGGAACAGUGGCCACCAAAUAAUUGGUGUAGCACAGGUCCUCAAUAGACUGGAUGGGAAACCCUUUGACGAUGAUGAUCAGCGACUCUUUGAGGCAUUUGUUAUUUUCUGUGGCCUUGGCAUUAACAAUACCAUAAUGUAUGAUCAAGUGAAGAAAUCCUGGGCAAAGCAAUCUGUAGCUCUUGAUGUCCUGUCCUAUCAUGCAACAUGCCUGAAGACUGAGGUGGACAAAUUUAAGGCAGCCAACAUUCCACUUGCUUCUGAACUCAAUAUUGAUGAUUUCCAUUUCAAUGAUUUCUCCCUCGACAAGGAUGCUAUGAUUACUGCCGCUCUCCGAAUGUUUAUGGAGCUUGGAAUGGUGCAGAAAUUUAAAAUUGAUUAUGAGACUUUGUGUAGGUGGUUGCUAACCGUCCGGAAGAACUACAGAAUGGUUCUGUACCACAACUGGCGACAUGCAUUUAAUGUGUCUCAGUGCAUGUUUGCAAUGCUGACGACUGCAGAUUUUCAGGAGAUUUUAACAGACACAGAAGUUCUUGGUCUAAUGGUUGGCUGCUUGUGUCAUGACUUGGAUCACAGAGGCACUAACAAUGCUUUCCAAGCAAAGAGUGGCUCUGCCUUGGCACAGUUGUAUGGCACCUCAGCUACUCUAGAACUUCACCAUUUCAAUCAUGCAGUUAUGAUUCUUCAGAGUGAGGGACACAAUAUUUUUGCAAGUCUUUCCUCCAGGAUGUACAGCGACAUCAUGCAGCUUUUGAAACAGUCAAUACUGUCCACAGAUCUAACACUGUAUUUUGAGCGAAGAACAAAGUUCUUUGAACUCGUAAAUUCAGGAGAAUACAAUUGGAAUGUAAAAGACCAACGGGAAAUGCUCAGGUCAAUGCUGAUGACUGCCUGUGACCUUGGGGCUGUAACAAAACCGUGGGAGAUAUCAAGACAGGUUGCCAAACUGGUUACGAGUGAAUUCUUCGAACAAGGAGACAGGGAAAGAUCAGAAUUAAAACUCACCCCCUCAGCUAUCUUUGACCGAAACAGAAAAGAUGAACUUCCAAGACUGCAGCUGGAAUGGAUCGAUGGGAUAUGUGUUCCCCUUUAUGAGGCCUUGGUGAAAGUCAACCCACGCCUGAAGCCAAUGCUAAAUGGGAUUAUCCAGAACAGGCUUAAAUGGGAGGAGAUGCACCAAAGAGGACAAGGAGGCAGAGACAAUCCCCGCCGCAGCACAACCACGCAAGACAUCAGUUAAAGCUCCGCGUGUCAUCUCCAGGGAUGGGCAAUCAGCUUGAUAUGGCUCAUAUUCAACUGGAUUGGGACAUCCUUCAGUUGUGCUUUGCAAAGCCUGAAACAGUGUGGCCGUGCUGAAACCCCCCAGUGUGUUUCUGCGUGGGGCAGAAUCCAUCCACUCUGAACUGAGAGUGAAAACAACAAAAACGAUGAGUUCACUGCAAGUACUGUGUUGUAGGCAUAUGUUGAUAAAGCUCUUAGGAAGCUCACAGAGUCCCUUUGACAGUUUGCAGGUAAUACAGUUCCAUCCAGUGCUACCAAUUGCUAAGGGUUUGCUGUCUGCUGCAGAGAAUAUAUCGCCACCAUAAGCAGGUUGAAGGAACAUCAAUUAUUCAAGGACAGAGAACCGAAGUGUCUGAGCAUCCUUUGUCUGCCAUGUUGUUUCUACUUUCAUUCUUCUCACCAUUAUUGGAAUGAACAAGCAGUUUGUUUACUUUAUACAGUGGAUUCUGGUUAAUUGGGACACAUUGGGACCAGGACGUUUUGGCCCAUCUA
Hypanus sabinus (Atlantic stingray) is the source of this 3463-nucleotide messenger RNA. RefSeq names its product phosphodiesterase 11a (gene pde11a). The record is from RefSeq and is a predicted model, not a curated record. The coding region runs from base 198 to 2930 and encodes 910 amino acids. Gene Ontology annotation, molecular function: 3',5'-cyclic-nucleotide phosphodiesterase activity; protein binding. Lineage: Eukaryota; Metazoa; Chordata; Chondrichthyes; Myliobatiformes; Dasyatidae. Gene Ontology annotation, biological process: signal transduction. The transcript is spliced from 20 exons.